Molecule: messenger RNA, 3813 nt
Organism: Fukomys damarensis (Damara mole-rat)
Lineage: Eukaryota; Metazoa; Chordata; Mammalia; Rodentia; Bathyergidae
Gene: Msn
Product: moesin
Exons: 13
Coding region: 143-1876 (577 amino acids)
Biological process (GO): positive regulation of protein localization to early endosome; regulation of cell shape; positive regulation of early endosome to late endosome transport
Cellular component (GO): apical part of cell; microvillus; cytoskeleton
Molecular function (GO): cell adhesion molecule binding; actin binding
Source: RefSeq, a predicted model, not a curated record
ACGCGGGAGAGGAACUCAAUCCGAGCCCCCACCCCCGACACACACUCAGGCCCCCGGAGUUCGAGUCUUGUAUACUGCGUUCUCAGCUCUGCCCGACAGCUUCCAGCCAAACUUCGCCAACUCCGCUUCCUUUGCCGCCACCAUGCCUAAAACGAUCAGUGUGCGUGUGACCACCAUGGAUGCAGAGCUGGAGUUUGCCAUCCAGCCCAACACCACUGGCAAGCAGCUGUUUGAUCAGGUGGUGAAAACUAUUGGUCUGAGGGAAGUUUGGUUCUUUGGUUUGCAGUACCAGGACACCAAGGGUUUCUCCACUUGGCUGAAACUCAAUAAAAAGGUGACUGCACAGGAUGUGCGAAAGGAAAGCCCCCUGCUCUUUAAGUUCCGGGCCAAGUUCUACCCUGAAGAUGUAUCUGAGGAAUUGAUCCAAGAUAUCACCCAGCGCCUGUUCUUUUUGCAAGUGAAGGAAGGUAUUCUCAAUGAUGACAUUUACUGCCCACCUGAAACUGCUGUGCUACUGGCCUCUUAUGCUGUCCAGUCUAAGUAUGGUGACUUCAACAAGGAGGUGCAUAAGUCUGGCUACCUGGCUGGAGACAAGUUGCUGCCCCAAAGAGUCCUGGAGCAGCACAAACUCAACAAGGACCAGUGGGAGGAGCGGAUUCAAGUCUGGCAUGAAGAACAUCGGGGCAUGCUCAGAGAGGAUGCUGUUCUGGAAUAUCUGAAGAUUGCUCAAGACCUGGAGAUGUAUGGUGUGAACUACUUCAGCAUCAAGAACAAGAAAGGCUCAGAGUUGUGGCUAGGAGUGGAUGCCCUGGGUCUCAACAUUUAUGAGCAGAAUGACAGACUGACUCCCAAGAUUGGUUUCCCCUGGAGUGAAAUCAGGAACAUCUCUUUCAAUGACAAGAAAUUUGUCAUCAAGCCUAUUGACAAAAAGGCCCCGGACUUUGUCUUUUAUGCUCCUCGGCUGAGGAUUAAUAAGAGGAUCUUAGCCCUGUGCAUGGGAAACCACGAGCUAUAUAUGCGCCGCCGCAAGCCUGACACCAUUGAAGUGCAGCAGAUGAAGGCACAGGCCCGAGCGGAGAAGCACCAGAAGCAAAUGGAGCGUGCCCUGCUGGAAAAUGAGAAGAAGAAGCGUGAGAUGGCAGAAAAGGAGAAGGAGAAGAUUGAACGGGAGAAAGAAGAACUGAUGGAGAAGCUGAAGCAGAUUGAGGAACAGACUAAGAAGGCUCAGCAAGAACUGGAAGAACAGACCCGCAGAGCCAUGGAACUUGAGCAGGAACGGAAGCGUGCCCAGAGUGAGGCUGAAAAGCUGGCCAAGGAGCGUCAAGAGGCUGAAGAGGCUAAGGAGGCUCUGCUGCAGGCCUCCCGGGACCAGAAGAAGACUCAAGAACAACUGGCUUCAGAAAUGGCAGAGCUGACAGCUCGGAUCUCUCAGCUAGAGAUGGCCCGACAGAAGAAGGAGAGUGAGGCUGUGGAAUGGCAACAGAAGGCACAAAUGGUACAGGAAGACUUGGAGAAGACUCGUGCUGAGUUGAAGACUGCCAUGAGCACACCUCAUGUCGCAGAGCCUGCAGAGAAUGAGCAGGAUGAACAAGAUGAGAAUGGGGCAGAAGCCAGUGCUGACCUGCGGGCUGAUGCUAUGGCCAAGGACCGCAGUGAGGAGGAACGUACUACUGAGGCAGAGAAGAAUGAGCGAGUGCAGAAGCACCUGAAGGCUCUUACUUCAGAGCUGGCCAAUGCCCGUGAUGAAUCCAAGAAGACCACCAAUGACAUGAUACAUGCUGAAAACAUGCGACUGGGCCGAGAUAAAUACAAGACUCUGCGUCAGAUCCGGCAGGGCAACACCAAGCAGCGCAUUGAUGAGUUUGAGUCCAUGUAAUCAUGUAAUAGACACCAAGCCUCUAGGAAUCCCUUCUUUAUUCUUCCUUAUACUUCCCAUACCUUUGUCUAACUCACACUGUGCUGGAGCCACUAACUACAUUCAUGCCAAGCAUUCAGUGCAGCCAUGGGACCAAACCUACCCCCUCAGCACUGCUAAAUUAAUUGCCUGGGAAGACAAAUGGCCCACUGUGGUGCCAGUGAGAACCCCCUUUCCCCUCUUUAACCUGUUCAAUCUAGUUUGCUAGAAUAGACCACUUCCCAAGCUCAGAGACACUUUCUACUUGAUUAGGCAAAAACCCCUACACUUAACUGUUGCUCGAUGAGGUUUAAGUGUAGAGUAGGUUAAAAACUAUGCCCACUACUGUAUACCACCAUUGCCUUCCUCUUCCAGGUCAUGUGAUUUUCAGGAGUGAGAUAUAUUACAGGGUUUAAAAAAAGAAGCAGGGCCCUGACAUUGUCAUCUGACAUAGAUUUGGUCUCCUAGAGCCAAUCCCUUUUAGAUACUUUGUAAUGCUUGGAGAACAAAGAUAUUCAGUCAUUGUUUCUACCUCGCAGAUUUGGCCUAUUACAAACUCAAUUCCAAUAAGCCUUUUCUCUGAGUUCAGGGACUCAGUUUCUCCCUACAGUAGAAUGGGGAGACAGUGCCUUCAAGAGGCUUCACAUCCUGUAAGGUCAUUGGCCCUUUUAUUCAGGCAAGAAUGGGUAAUGCCUACUCCAGUGCCUUAUGGGAACCUAAACUUCAAUCCAGUGAACUCUUUGGGCAGUGGUACCUCAUAUUAUUCCAGGUCCCUAGUUCCUCUCUGGAUCUGCCUCUGCCCCUUCCAAUCCCUAAAUCACCUCCAGCUAGAACAAACAGUAGGGACGAGUACCCAAAAGCUGAGCCAGCCCUAUAUACAGCUCUUGCCAAAAGGAGGAAAUGUUCAUACCUUGUGUCAGUAUUUUUCCUACUAUUCUAGGACACUUCCCCCAUCAGAACUACUUGGGCCAUAGCUCCUGCUUCACAGCUAUCUGGGCCUUACUAUGGUGAGCACUAGAUCUUGACGCCAGUAGGCUCAAUUAGGGUGUGAACAGAAGAGGCUACUUAUGGUAAAGAAGCCCAUGCCUCUGAUCCUACAGUUUACUUCUCUCAGGUGCCCGGUAGUUCAUUCCUGUCACCCCUGCCUGGGCCCUGCUUCUCACAAACCUCUAACCCAGGUCUUGUCAAUAACUGUGCUUUCCCAUGGCCUACAUACCAUAGAGCUGCUGGGGAUUCUGGCCUGGUCCCUUCUGCACCCCCAUGCUUUGCCCUCAACCCAGGAAUAUCUUCUUCCUCUCUGUCUCAUGUAUGCUUUUUUCCUUUGUACCAGUAUUAUAUAUUCUAGUGAUAUCUAACUCAAUAUUAAUUUUUUUACCUUUCUUGCUAAUGCACAGUUAGAAAAUAUUAGUCUUGGGGUAGAAUCAUUCUGGCCUCCUGUCCUUUACCACCCCCACACCUGGGAAGCAUAUACUAUAUUAUAAAAGGAUAUUUUGCCAGAAAUUUAAUGUAAGAAGCUUCAGUAUUAGUGAUGUUACCUGUCACUAUAGGUCAUACAAUUCAUUUUGAAAGGAAUUGGCAUUUAGUUUUAAUGUGUCUAUUUGCCUUCUCCCCAGGAUUCAUUCCCUAAGGGGAUGUCCUGUGCCUCUGUGCAGUGCCCGUAGCCCAGUGCCUCCUUGGAUACCCCCCCACCUGACCUUGGGGAGUGUUCUGUGUAUUGCUGUGAAUUAUUUUGACACUCAUUUAUGCCCUGUAUUAGAUAAAUUAAAACCAAGAAUUGGGAAAUUUAAACUGCUUUAAGGCUGGGGAGAAAGGUUAGAUUUUAUAUUCAUGUCUUUGUGCAUUCUUGGGUUUUUAAAAAAUUGUUUUUGGAGGGGAUUUUGCUCAACUCAUGUUCUAUUUCAGUGCCAAUAAAAUUUAGA